UCUCGCCCUCGGAGGGAGUUCGCCAGCCCCUCCGUUUCACCGGCCCCUGGCAGCGGCGGCAGCACGUUCCGUUUUCCUGCCCCGCGAGCGGUACUUGCAGAGCGGUCGGAGCGUGGGAAAGGAGCGCCGGGGGUGCGUUCGCAACCGUGAAGCCCAGCCCGGCUGAGACACAGAAGUUGAAGAUGCAGAUGAAGAGCUUAUUUUAGGCGUUAUUUUAGGCGCUCUGGACGUCCGGUGUCAGACCGUGAAGGUGUAGCUAUGUACCUUUUUGGCAGUGAGGAUUACGAAGUGGGUUCGGCGGACUCCUACACCAGCCGUCCAUCUGAUUCAGAUGUAUCUCUGGAAGAAGACAGGGAAGCAGUGCGGAGGGAGGCAGAGCGACAGGCCCAGGCACAGCUGGAAAAAGCAAAGACAAAACCUGUUGCGUUUGCAGUGCGGACAAAUGUUGGGUACAGUGCAGCCCACGAUGAUGAUGUUCCAGUCCCAGGCAUGGCCAUCUCAUUUGAAGCUAAAGAUUUUCUUCAUGUUAAAGAAAAAUUUAAUAAUGACUGGUGGAUAGGACGGUUGGUAAAAGAAGGCUGUGAAAUAGGAUUCAUACCAAGCCCAGUCAAACUAGAAAACAUGAGGCUGCAGCAUGAACAAAAGGCAAAACAAGGAAAAUUCUACUCCAGUAAAUCAGGAGGAAACUCUUCAUCCAGUUUGGGUGAUAUCGUUCCUAGUUCCAGAAAAUCGACGCCUCCAUCAUCUGCUAUAGACAUAGAUGCCACUGGCUUAGAUGCAGAAGAAAAUGAUAUUCCAGCAAACCAUCGCUCCCCCAAACCCAGUGCAAACAGUGUAACAUCACCCCACUCCAAAGAGAAAAGAAUGCCCUUCUUUAAGAAGACAGAGCACAUCCCUCCCUAUGAUGUAGUGCCUUCUAUGAGACCAGUAGUUUUAGUGGGGCCUUCUCUGAAGGGAUAUGAGGUAACAGAUAUGAUGCAAAAAGCAUUGUUUGAUUUUUUAAAACAUAGAUUCGAAGGGCGUAUAUCAAUUACACGAGUCACAGCAGACAUCUCGCUUGCCAAACGCUCAGUAUUGAACAACCCCAGUAAGCAUGCGAUAAUAGAGCGAUCUAACACCCGAUCAAGCUUAGCUGAAGUUCAAAGUGAGAUUGAACGGAUUUUUGAAUUAGCAAGGACACUGCAGUUGGUAGUGCUUGAUGCUGAUACCAUUAACCACCCAGCUCAACUGAGCAAAACCUCUCUGGCUCCCAUUAUAGUAUAUGUAAAGAUUUCUUCUCCUAAGGUUUUACAGAGGUUAAUAAAAUCUCGAGGGAAAUCUCAGGCCAAACACCUUAAUGUUCAGAUGGUGGCAGCUGAUAAACUGGCCCAGUGUCCUCCUGAAAUGUUCGAUGUAAUUCUUGAUGAGAACCAGCUUGAAGAUGCUUGUGAGCACCUUGCUGACUACCUGGAAGCCUACUGGAAGGCCACACAUCCACCUAGCAGCAAUCCUCCCAACCAGCUCCUCACUCGCACACUUGCAACAGCCACUCUUCCUAUUAGCCCAGGUCCAAAUAUUAACUUACAGGGCUCGCAAGGAGACCAAAGGAACGACCAUCCAGCCCCUGAGCGCAGCGGUUCACAGAUUGAAGAGGAAGCCCGGGUUGAACCCAUCAAGAAAUCCCAGCAUCGCUCCUCCUCGAGCCAACACCACAACCACCGCAGCGGGGGCAGGGGCCUUCCCAGGCAAGAAACUUUUGACUCGGAAACACAAGACAGCAGAGAUUCGGCUUACGUAGAGCCGAAGGAGGACUACUCACACGAGCACGGCGAGCACUACGAGUCGCACAGGGAUCACAAUCACAGAGACGAGUCCCACGGGAGCAGCGAUCACAGACACAGGGAGUCGAGGCAUCGCUCAAAGGAGAGGGACCGCGAGCAGGACCACAACGAAUGCAACAAACAGCGCAGCCGGCAUAAAUCCAGGGACCAAUACUGCGACAAGGAUGGGGAGCUGAUAUCCAAAAAGCGGAACGACGCAGGAGAAUGGAACCGGGAUGUUUACAUCCGGCAGUAACUUUUGCCUCUGGCGGUCUUGUGUUUCUUUGAAGUCUUGUAACAAUGCCCCUUGAAAAUAUCUUUGGGUUCUUUCAUUGCAGAACAUAUGGUAUCCUCGUGUACGCUGGUUUGUAUUGCUGUUGCUCGCAUAGCAAUAGCAUGAAAUAGAAUACUCAUAUACUUAUUUUUUUGGGUUAGUGCUCUAUGACUUAGCGUAGUACAACCGCAGAGUUCCCCAGGUUGUUGUACUAUGCCAUUUUUCAAGCUGUUUUUUGGUAGCUGCCACUUGAACAAUAUCUGUUGCCAUCGAGGUGUUGUUAGUGUUUUUUAAAAACAAAGGUACGUUUGAUGUUGAAAAACUUCCCGUGUAUUCAGCAAGCCAGAAUCAGCACAUAAAAAAAGAGAUCUAAAACUUUCUGUCUGCUCUGACUUUUAAUUUGUAUGCACUUGGUUUGCAUAUUCAGACCCACUGUCUGUUGCUUGUACCUCUGGUGGUCUCCAUUUGAAGACAGAAUUCAGUCUUGCCUUACACACAGGGGAUCAUGAAGUCAAACCCUAUUUUCUAUGUACUGGUACUGUGUACUGUAUAUACAGUUUAUAAAUGUUAUUUCUGCAGACACCUUCUUACUAUAUAAGUUUGAUCACACUGUUUUAGAGUCCUAAUGCCAAGUCAGCAGAUUUGCUUUUGAAUUACUGGCAACUGGAAGUAGCCUCAUUUAGGAAGUCUGUAACAGUGUUCAAUCUAAAUACCUUUUCUUCUGUAGCAGAAAGCUUAUACUUACUGUAAAUACGAAUGAGUGCUUGAGAUAAAGGGUCGAACUCUUACACUUUAUUGCCGUCCUUGCAAACCCAGUUUUGCGUUUUAAACUUCUGGCAAAGGUAACGACCUCACCACUACAAAUUCUUCUUCUCUGUACAGGUCACAAGAUUGCAAUGGCCGCAGCUGACUUUUUGUUCUGUUGUCAGAAUGAGAGAGCAGCCAGGGCAGAGGUGUGGAUGUGAGCGGGUGGGUGGUGGAUGGGCGUCUGUGUGCUUGUGCACGUGAGUGAGGCAGCAGAGUGUGGCAGAAAACAAAGAUGACUCAGAAGCCCAGCGAGUCUGUUUCCUCCUUCUAUUGAUUCAGAAAUCCAAAUUGCAGUUGGGGAAUACGGGGGGGAGGGGAGUUUACUGACCCAGGUAAUUGACAAAGCAUAAAUCUGCUGGCUCUUUGUUGAGACUUCAGGAGAGUAAAAAACAGGCAAAUGUUACUGUGAGCGUUUCACUGGAAAUGUAAAAUCUGUGUGUCUUAGAGUAUUUGUUUUAGUAAGAAAAGUUUACACAGCUUGUGGAGAGUUAUUUUGUUGGAAAAUAAAUUUUUGUAGCUUCUCCACUUUUUCUACACUUGCCAGUUCCUCUGCAUCCCCACUUUGCAGCCAGCUCACCGCUUCUCCUUCACCUAAACUGUCGCGCUGCUGGUGAGGGCUUAGAAAAAUAAUGACUGUGACAAAAUACUCUUGUUACGAGCUUGUUAGAGGGAAAAAAAAAGCACUGAAAUCCAAGGGAGUGAACACAGCUUGUUUUGCAUUGAAGGCCUGUUGCACUGGUAGGUGGGGAGAAACUCCCUGUUGUUUGUGACUGCAGGUUCUUGCCUGGUGUAAAAGCUGUUCUGCAUCACAGAUAAUCUUGGUAGUAAUUGUAUGAAAUACUUUUUGUAUUUCACUGUAAAUAGCACAAUAUACAAAGCCUGUAGUGGGAUAAUGACUGAUUUAGCUGGAAGAUCUUUAUAUUUAUUAUUUUAAUUCUGGGAAGAUCAGCAUUGCCUGAUUUUUGAAUAUCAUUUUAGUGAAAUGGAUAAGGUAUGUGGCUGCUGCAUGUUUUCUCCCAUCUCCUAUUCCAACAUUCAAAGCGAUUCAGUUCAACUCCUUCAAACGUGAUCUGUCCUCCCUCUCCCUCAUCUGCCCCUCUCCCUGAUGCUUCACAUCCAUUUUUUACGACAACCUAAGAGAGUGAAAUUCUGCUGUCAAAUGUCUGUCCAGCAGGUAACUGUUGUGGCUAUUCAAGGGUAGUGUUUGGCUCAGAGCAUGGACUGUGGGGAACGUGAGGAAAAGGGCGUUUUUCUAAACGUCGCUAAAUGGCUUCUUUGUAGACAAAGGAAGUAUAGGUAAGUAGAUCUGUGGUAUUACUAAAUGGAUAUGUAUAUAAGGACUAGAUCUGUGGUACUACUAAAUGGAUAUAUAUAAGAGUAUAUGAACAGUGGCUUUUGAUACGAGAGGAUUUUCAGGGAAUCGGUGGAAACUGACAUUGAAAGACUUUGUCGCUCAAUUCAUAUCAGAUGGCAUGUAAAUGGAAGAGAAGUGACGUUGUCCUGCUCUAAAUAGCCCAGCUUCAGCUAUUUUACCAGCUUCAGUAACUGCUGUUGCUCCCUACAACUGUAACAUGAGAGCUGCAUCCUCCAAGAAAUGAUCUAUGGAUUCCAAUUCAAUACCAUGCAUUUUUUUUCCUCCCUUUUUUUUUCUUACUAACUUUUGCUCCAGAGAGUAUUUUCCACCUCUCUUAAAAUGUUUUUUAGGCCAUGUUUGGCAGAAUUUCGAAGCACUGAGUAGUGUAUGAAAACCAUGGAGUAGGUAAGCAUGCGUAGACAAAGAAAUGAGAAAAUAAUGAGCAUAACACAAGCCCUGAUAUUUAAGUAUGGCCUACAGAUUGAUUUGUGAAAUACAAAUACCACCAGGAAAAAGGCACGUCCCAGUCCAGCUCGUGAGGAUGGUGUUUGGUAUAGUGCUGCUAACUGUGUACAGACUAUGCUAGCACAUGCAUUUCUUAGGCAGGCUCACUCCUUGGGCUUUUACUAGUCUUGCUAAGGUAGGCCCUUUCCUUCAGUUACUGUUUUAAAGCAGCAAAUCAUUUGUAAUGUUGCACAAAGCCACCUGCCUGCUGAGCACUACUUCGAAAAGCACUUUAACAGAACUAUUUCAAUGAGAAGCUUUAAAGGUACUCCAGCUGGAGGACAUAUCAGAGGUUAUUGUGAUGAAAUGUCUUUGCAAAGUUUUGCCAAUGGAAAGUUUAGUAUUACUGUUUGCAUUAGGAUAUUAGUGAGUUCAUAUUGCUGUGUCUGGUUUCAGGAGCUUGAGUGUGAGGUGUGGUAGAAGUCCCUGUGAGCUCCAGAGGCUUCUUAUAUAGGUGUGGUACAAAACAGCCUGUAAAAUUUCUGUCUGAAUGAGCUAAAAAUAUAAAGCCAGUGAGACAGAAGGAAAGGAGGGAAGAUAAAAUAGUUAAGUGAGCUUUUGCUCUAUAUUUUUCUAAAGAAUUUCAGUCUCUGGAAGGAAUGGGAUGCACUCUGACAUUUACACGGGUACCUGUUCGAUGUUAAACAUCUCUUUGUAUGUCUCUUCAAAUGAAUCCACAUCAGUGCUGUUGGGCAGCCUGAGUCUGUCCUUAUCAGUUUAGUGUCACACAGACUCAUGGAAGAAAGAGUUCUCGAGGAGGGGACUGGAAGGAGGUGAGUGUAACAGUCUCCAGACCCGUUAAGGCCAGGACAGCGGGGAUAAGGAGGCAAACGGGUUUGUGCACAAAGGCGGCACCAGUAGGAGCUGAAAGAAUCUCUUUUCAAAUCGAUUCAUAAAGUAUUGCCCAGGAGUUCUUGUAGAAUACUCCUGAAUUCAUACUGUAGAAUACUCCUGAAUUCAUAUGUGUCUGGCAUCAGGAGCUCAGAAUUUGAGAAGAGUUUCACAGGUUUUGCUUCCCAAGGUAUAAAAUCAAAUAGAGAUUUUCUCCCACAUAUUUCUCCCUAAUUAACAAAGAGCAGUGUUCAGAGCCCCAGUGAGUUUGAGUAGAGGACCUGUGUUUGCAGACAUCUGGAAACUCUUAGCCUGUAGCUCUUUGGAGAAGUGGAGGGCAAUGAAAUGAAAUGCCACUCACCAAACCCUGAAUACAAGCAGAGACCUUUUUCUCUUCUCCCUGCAUAUCGGCUCACUCAUCCUAUACACACAGUUCCUGCCCAGGUCUACUGCUCUCCUCCUUCAUACUUUCUGUCUUUGAAUUUGUAAGUAAUUACCAUUUUUAAGCUGUGUUGGUUUGUAAAGCUGUAGUCUCCUUCUGUGGCACCUGCAGAGGCUCCGUUGUCAUUGCUUCAGCUGGAACACCCCAAGUGGUCCGAUGGCUUUUAACCAGUCUCUGUCCAAAGCAAAAGGGUUUGUGGAAACCACCUCUGGUUUGGUUUGUGGUUGUAUUUGACCCGAUUGCUUUACCACAUCAGGCUGAAAGCUAUUUCCCAAAUGCUUUUGACUCUAAUUCUCCUCCAUCCAUGAAAAUAAAGCACAUUGCAAAAAAACUUGAUUACAUAGUCUAGAGGAAGAACAAAUAAAUUAUUUUUGAGAGUGUAAUAUAACAUUUGUGGUGUACAUUUACUUCUAUUUAUUACUUCAUUGCAGGUCUUUCACAAAAAACUUUAGUUCUUCUAUCACCUGUAAAAUAUGUGGAUGCCAUUUUUAUUGUGAAUGUUUUUUAAUCAAAUGUGAUUCAAUCAAAUCUAUUGCUUGGCAAUUUGUCUAUAAUUUAUUUCUCCACUUUUAUAUAACAAAGUGUUACAUAUGAGCUUAUGGUACUUUUAUAGACAAUUUCUUUUUAUAACUUCCUACCCUAGAGAUGUGUUCCUACGCAGCCCCAAAAAAGAUUUCUAUCAGAUAUAAUAGAGAUUGAGCUGGUUCUUCUCACUCAUCCGUCUUCUCUUUUCUGACUUUAUUCUUACCACUUUCCUCUAUCCUGCUUGCCCACUCUGCAGUGAAUUCUAGCAGUACAAAAUUGGAUUUGUUUGUGGAUUUUUCUUUAGUUGUGAACAAUGAAACAUAACAAAGGUUCUUUAUCAACUACCCACUCCAAUGGAAUUUCUUGUCCAUCACCAUCACCAGCCUAUUUCUUACUAAAACAUUCCCUUCUCCUUAAAAAGUCUAUGAACUGCUGACAUCUAGCAAUUGGUGGAGUCUGUAACACUGAAAUAGGAAAAAGGUGUAUAAUAAUUUCAUACUCUCCUAGGCUGCCUAUUUUAAUACCUUUAUACUGACCAAGAGAACUCUAGAUUUGGCACUAACUCUUCAGCAUUGUUUCUGCAAAUAGAGAAAACUACUUUUCAGACUUUCUUAAAGACAGGAUCUGAUUGCAUGAUCUAUUUUGUAGAGUUAACCUUUCAUUACAGAGACAAUAAAUUCUUUUAAUAUAUAAAUCUGAUAGAAUAUAUAUAAAAAUAUACAUAAUGAAUUGUGCUUCAGCACCAAACUCUGAAGCAUAAUGACUCAGUGUGUAAAACGUUCUUAUAAGGAACAUAAUCCUAUUAUAUAUUAAAAGUGAAUAUAUAUAUAUAUACACACACCAUACAUCAAAAUUCUUACAAUGAGAAAGUAUUCCUGUGUUUCUAUUUAAAGUCACAGUGAGACUGGAGAAGAAAAGAAAGAAAAAGAAGGGCAUCCAUCCAACUUUAGUCAUCUAAGUCAUUACCUGAGGCUUAUUCCCUUAAUAUGCUCAGGGAUCUUUUAAGUCCAGCAAUUGACUUUUGCCAUAAUAACUCCAGGAGUUAAUGUUCAGAUAUCAGUGAUUUUUCUUCAAGUGAAGUCUGGUCUACAAUUACAUUGGAAUGAAAUACAAGUGAGUUACUUCUUCCUUCCCUCUUGACAAACUUAUCAUAUAAAAUCAGGUGAGACUGCCUUCUUGAAAAGCCUGUUUAGCAUUCUAAACUAAAGAAAUCUGGGAAGGUCUCAACAAAUCUUCCACUAAAAAUUGAGCUAUUCUUUCCAAAUCAUCGUUGUCCAAAUCCUGCUACUGAAACUAGAGGCAAAGUUCCUUAUUUGAUAUGUACACACAGCUUUCAGGAUAUAGUGUUUGUGUGCUGAUUAACACUUACACAAUUUAUACGUUCUGCAAAAGGAAAAGGAUUUAUUUACUAGCACUGAGUGAAAGGUUUCAAAGUGUACUUACGAGAAAGAAACUAAUCCCUUUUGUUACCAAGUAAUUAUUUUAGCCAUAUUUACUUCUAAAAGACUGUAACUUCUUAUAGUAUGAGCUUGCAUGAUUCUAAAUAGGAUACCUCACCUACUACUGCUGAAAGAAAAGGACUUUAAAUCUUCUUUAGACAUGUGGCUAAUGGCAAGGAGUGACCAACACGAGCAUACAAGUAGUAGACAUGAAUUCCAUCCUUCUGUGCCAGGAUAGGCCUUACAGAGGAUGUACCAGUCAACCUUGGCAGAACAGAGGAAAUGACAUUUAAGUUACAAACUGUAGAAAACACACAGUAUCAAAACAUUUAUAGCAGAUAUCAGUAAACAACCAGACUACUGACAAAUGGAAUUGUAUCAAUUGCUUUGGUGGUGAGCAAUUGCAAAAGCACUCCUGACAGCAUGAAGACAAGGUGUAAGAGAAGUAUUGCUCUGUUUAAUCCAAGCCAAGAGUUAUGUGUGAAAAAGGCCUUUUCCAUAUACUACUUUUGAAAACUGGAAAUUGAUGAGAGAGAAAAAAAAACCCCACACAUAAGAUGUGAGUUUAUGUUUUUGAGUUGUACUUACCUUUUCCCUCUAAUUGUAGUGCUAUUCUCAGUUCCAGCAGUACUGAGGAAAGAGGGUACAGUUCAGAAAGGGAACACCUCUGGAACUGAAGCAGAACUUUCAAGUAAAUCUACCACCUUUAAGGAAGUAUUAAAACUUUAGGCAGUGCAUUAAGGCAGUCCUCAUUAGCAUGCUUCCCCAUUUUCAGUUUCCAUUUAGCUGGUGAUGCUUUCUAACCAAUAAAGAACUAAUACUCCUCGUUGUUUGAAAGGUGAUUUGCGACAUUUCAGAUGGUCUUACUCAUUGUUUUCUGUCUUUUUGAUAUAUUAAUCACAACUGUAGCCCCUUCUGUUGCAAAUGUUUGAUUUUAAAACUGUCACUUGUCAGCCAGUCCAACAGGCUAUUUCAGAACCAAUACAGUUUAUGCAUGGGGAGUUUGAUGUUGAAACAGUAUUUAUUUACAUUCCCAGAGUGAGAUGGUUUAAUAUAUUCAUGCUGCUAUAAAACACAUGCUAUACAAAGCCUAAUCGUAUUUUUGUGUAUAUACUAUGUGUACAGAGAAUCUUGCUUGUAUUAAAAUAAAAGAGAA
Messenger RNA from Colius striatus (speckled mousebird), 9131 nucleotides. RefSeq names its product calcium voltage-gated channel auxiliary subunit beta 2 (gene CACNB2). Gene Ontology annotation, cellular component: voltage-gated calcium channel complex. The coding region runs from base 259 to 2055 and encodes 598 amino acids. Gene Ontology annotation, molecular function: protein binding; high voltage-gated calcium channel activity. Lineage: Eukaryota; Metazoa; Chordata; Aves; Coliiformes; Coliidae. Gene Ontology annotation, biological process: chemical synaptic transmission; neuromuscular junction development; regulation of voltage-gated calcium channel activity. The transcript is spliced from 13 exons. The record is from RefSeq and is a predicted model, not a curated record.